CUCAGAAGAAGCACAGAGAUUUGAGUUCCACAGCUUGAAGAACAGCAAACAUCUCACAGCAAGAUUUCAAUACUGAAAAAGCUUCCAUCCUGAGUGCAGAUCUGUAUUUUGUGCUUUAGCAUGAAGGUGAUAUGUCUGUGCACAGCAGUAGCCGGGCUGUUUGCCCUCGGCUGCAUUGCUGCUCCCUUGAGUUCAGUCUUUGUGAGUUUCCCUGGUGACACACUUUCCAACAUGACAGAUGAGCAGUUUCUAAAUAACUACCUGCACAGAUUUGGCUACAUUGACAAGACACAGCGUAGUAGACAGUUUUCAAAGUCCAAAGCUUUGAAAAGUCUUCAGACACAGCUGGGCCUACCAGUGACGGGUGAGCUAGAUGACGUAACAGUUGAAGCCAUUAAGAAGCCACGAUGUGGAGUGCCUGAUGUAAGGAACUACGUGACCUUCGAGGGUGACCUUAAGUGGCAACACAAUGACCUUACAUACCGCAUUCUGAGCUACACUCCAGACCUGGACCCGGAAGUUGCUGAUGAUGCAUUUGCUCGUGCUUUUAAAGUGUGGCAUGAUGUCACACCAUUAACCUUCACCAGAGUCUUCAGUGGAGAGGCAGAUAUCAAUAUUAUGUUCGGCACUCAGGAACAUGGUGACGGAUACCCAUUUGAUGGAAAAGACGGCCUCCUGGCCCAUGCCUUUCCUCCUGGUGAAGGAGUUUAUGGGGAUGCCCAUUUUGAUGAUGAUGAGUUCUGGACCUUGGGUAAAGGAGUUGUUGUGAAGACCAAGUUCGGCAAUGGUAAUGGUGCCAACUGUCGUUUCCCAUUCCUGUUUGAAGGAAAAUUGUACUCAUCUUGCACCACUGAGGGGAGGACAGAUGGACUGACAUGGUGUGCUACUACUAAAAAUUAUGACAAGGACAAAAAAUACGGUUUCUGCCCCAAUGAGCUGCUCAGCACCUAUGGAGGCAAUGCUGAAGGAAACAAAUGCAUCUUUCCCUUCAUCUUUGAUGGAAAGUCCUAUGACAAAUGCACAACCGACGGACGCUCUGAUGGCUAUCGGUGGUGUGCUACCACCUCCAACUUUGACAAAGAUAAGAAGUAUGGCUUCUGCCCUAACAGAGACACAGCUGUGAUUGGUGGUAAUGCUCAGGGUGAGCCCUGUCAUUUCCCAUUUAUAUUCUUGGGUAAAACAUACGAUGCCUGCACAUCAGAAGGACGAGAUGAUGGGCGCCUUUGGUGUGCCACCACCAGCAGCUAUGAUGCUGAUCAGAAGUGGGGAUUCUGUCCUGAUAAAGGUUACAGCCUGUUUCUUGUGGCUGCCCAUGAGUUUGGACAUGCCCUGGGUCUCGAUCACUCUAAGGUCCGUGAUGCACUCAUGUACCCUAUGUACUCUUACAUAGAAAACUUCAAGCUUCACCAAGACGACAUUGCUGGGAUUCAGUACCUCUAUGGAAAAGGAACUGGACCCAAACCCACUCCUCCUAAACCAACAGUUCCUGUUCCCACAGAAGAACCUCCAGAAGUCCCAACCACUACUUCAACCACCACCACCACUACUGAGACACCUAUAAACCCCACUGCCAGUGCCUGUGAAGUGGACUAUUUUGAUGCCAUUGCUGAAAUUAAAGGAUAUCUGCAUUUCUUCAAGAAUGGGCAAUACUGGAGGUCCUCUGUGAAAAAACAAGCUGUUAAGGAAGGACCAUUUGCAAUCUCUUCUACCUGGCCAGCUCUCCCAGCUACGAUUGACACAGCGUUUGAAGACAAGCAAACAAAGAGAAUAUAUUUCUUCUCUGGGCGAAAUUUCUGGGUGUACUCAGCAGGAAAUGUUAUUGGACCUAGAGGGAUUGACAAGCUUGGAAUUGACAAGAAAGUAGAGAAGAUUGUGGGUUCUGUGCCAAAAGGCAAAGCCAAGGUUCUACUGUUCAAUGGACCCCAAUUUUGGAGACUGGACCUGAAGGCACAGACAGUGGAUAAGGGAUACCCACGACGUACUGAUGAUGGCUUUAGUGGUGUUCCAUACAAUGCCCAUGAUGUUUUUGCCUCAAAAGGAUAUAUUUAUUUCUGCCAUGAGUUUUACUACUGGAGAAUAAGCCCUGCUGGCCAGGUUGACAGGGUCGGGUACGUCAAGUAUGAUAUCCUGGGGUGUGUCGACUAUUAGCACAGUACUUAUCAACUGUAGGACUCAUCUUUAAGAGGUGUUACGUCGCACCUUCCUGCUCUACUUUUUCACCUGCAUAUUUCGAGAAAGAAGCAUGUGUCUUUAUACUGUAAAUGUCACUGCCUGCUUGACUGUUGUGGAGUCUGACAUCCCAUUAUUGUGGUAUCUCAGUUCAGUUUUUUGUUUGAUUCAUGGAAUUGUUUUUGCUUGAUGAUAAAACAGGAAAUAUACCUGUUUAGCACUUCAUGCGUAACCAUACCAUGGCCAUGUAGAACUACAGUGGUAAAACAUUUAAUAGCCUUUCUAAACCCUUAGCAUAAUAGGGCUCUCUUCUCUGUUAGUCUGCAGACUUUAUCUUUGGACAGUGGUAGAUGUCUCAAACCAUAUAGACUGCCUUGCAUAAAAUUAUGACCUGUAUCAGUCUUCCAUGGACUGAAACAAUGAAACUCUGUCACCAGCGUGGACAGUAACUGUUUUAUUUGAACUGCACAUUAUAAUUGGACAGCUCAUUUAAUCUUCAUUAGAGAUUCCUUAGCUAUAUUCUAGCUAUUGAAGUAAAAAGAGCUGAUUUAGACUAGCUAAUACACACUAUAAUCCCCUUCUAUUCCUCUGGGGAUUCUGCUGGUUCAUAAUGCAAUGCACACAUCUGGGAGAAGAGUUCUUCUGGCUGGUUUCUAAUCUAUCUGCUGUAGAUUAUUGGUACUCUUCAGCAGAAAAUGACAGAGACACAAAUAUUGUAGUAACCCAUAUUAUAGCUACUUGGAUCUUUUGGGCCAAAUUAAUCAGCCUGUAUGAAAAUAUACCUGGUGAAAGUACAAUUUCUAAUGUUAUGUAUGCUCUUUAACUUAUAUUCAUAAUACAGGACCAGGUCAGGUACAUUGGGCUGUACCAGUUUAAUUACAUACUGGAAGGACAUAGAUGGAACAGAAUCAUAAUAAUGGAUGUAACAUGAUAUAGAACUCAGUGGGUGUGCAGUAUCUCCAUGUGCAUAACCAGAAUCCAAAGCACUGACCACUGGAUCCCAUAGUAUAUUCCCUAGAUCUCAUUAACAAAUACCAGAUCUGAUGGAUCUGAUAAUGACACCUCUACUGUGUCAUUGUUUAUGCACAGGAUGACUUU
Molecule: messenger RNA, 3267 nt
Organism: Protopterus annectens (West African lungfish)
Lineage: Eukaryota; Metazoa; Chordata; Ceratodontiformes; Protopteridae
Gene: MMP9
Product: matrix metallopeptidase 9
Exons: 13
Coding region: 121-2148 (675 amino acids)
Biological process (GO): extracellular matrix organization; proteolysis; collagen catabolic process
Cellular component (GO): extracellular matrix
Molecular function (GO): metalloendopeptidase activity; zinc ion binding
Source: RefSeq, a predicted model, not a curated record